Molecule: messenger RNA, 980 nt
Organism: Cylas formicarius (sweet potato weevil)
Lineage: Eukaryota; Metazoa; Arthropoda; Insecta; Coleoptera; Brentidae
Gene: slf
Exons: 5
Coding region: 16-846 (276 amino acids)
Source: RefSeq, a predicted model, not a curated record
GAAUCUGCAAACGAGAUGCAAUUUAACGGCAAGAAGCUGGCCGAAUCGCUGCUGUACAGGAACCCCCCCAAACUGAAGAAUCUCUUUACCAAUAUAAAGAUGACUCUCACUCUCACCGUGAGAUUUUGUGUUACGUUACCGUCCAACAAGAUGAAAAUUGUUUGGAUUGCACUAGUGGCAUGCACAGCAACUCUAAUCUGCCCGGUACUUAGUCAAACUAGGCCAGUAUCAAACCGGCCAGGAAGGUUCCUUUCGCUGCCCAAUCCACAGAAAUGCGCAACCAGACCGAAACAGUUUUUCUUUAGGGGGCACAACUAUUUUUUUACGGGUCACGUUCCGGCACUGGCUAACAGAAAAAUGGACUGGCUAGAUGGACGAAAUCUAUGUCGCGAGUACUGUAUGGAUCUAGUCUCGCUGGAGACACAAGAAGAAAAUAACAUGAUCUUCAGGCUGAUUCAACAAAACGACGUUCCAUACAUUUGGACCUCCGGUCGUCUUUGUGACUUUAAAGGCUGCGAAAAUAGGGCCGAUUUGGAGCCUAAAAACGUUUACGGUUGGUUCUGGUCUGCAAAUAGGGAAAAGAUGGCGCCCACCAAUCAGGUACCGCCCGGAUUUAGUUACAAUCCUUGGUCGUCGACGGGACACAAGAAACAGAGACAACCUGACAAUGCCGAAUUUGAUAUUAACGGAACCUCGGAGUCUUGCCUCUCCAUUCUCAACAACGUAUAUAACGACGGUAUCGCGUGGCACGAUGUAGCUUGUUACCACGAAAAGCCGGUCGUCUGCGAAGAUUCGGACGAGCUAUUAAAUUACGUGGCUUCGACGAAUCCCGGACUCCGUUUAUAAGAGACCAGAUGAAAGGAAGAAUUUAGAAUAGUCCUCCCUGUAUAUUUUAACUUAAAUUUUAAAUUAAUUUUGCUGUAAAGAUUCGUUUCGACGCGUUGUAAGUCCAAAUGAAUUAAAAGGGUUUUAGUAACAUU